ACAACCCAGGAAACAGACAGCAUUCCUCUCUUUGCACACAUACACUGACACAAUCGCAUGAUUCUUUUCACCGAGAGAAGCAAAACAGCUGCGACUAAGAAGGGCCAGUCUUUAUAUUCCUGGGAAUCCUGGAAAUACUACAGAUUCAACAAGUUACUGACUGAAUACUGUGUGGAUCUUUAAAAAACACAGGAUUGACGGGUUGGUACUGUCUGCUUGUUGUUAGUUUUGUUUCACUCAGAGGAAAAUGGCUUCUUGUUCAGAGGAGGAUCUGUGCUGUCCUGUCUGCUACGAAAUCUUCAAACGUCCUGUGAUCCUGUCAUGUAGCCACAGCUUCUGUGAAGCCUGUCUGCAGAGGUGGUGGAGAGAGAAGCAGGCCCAGGAGUGUCCAGUCUGUAAGAAAAGAUCUUUAAGGUCAGAUCCACCUUGUAACUUGGCAUUAAAGAACCUGUGUGAGGCCUUCUUACUGCAGAAAGAUCAGAGAGCUUCAUCGGACUCUGAGGAUCUCUGCAGUCUGCACUCUGAGAAACUCAGACUGUUCUGUCUGGAUCAUCAGCAGCCAGCGUGUGUCGUCUGCAGAGACUCUAAAAAACACACCAACCACACGUUCAGACCCAUCGAUGAAGCUGCAAAAGAUCUCAGGGACAAACUGCAGGAAUCACUGAAUCGCUCGAAGAAGAAACUGGAGCACUUUAAUGAUUUCAAACAAAAGGGUGAAGACACAGGAAAACACAUCAAGGCCCAGGCUGCAGACACAGAGAGGCAGAUAAAGGAGCAGUUCAAAAAGCUUCACCAGUUUCUAGAAGAGGAAGAGGAGGCCAGAGUCUCUGCACUGAGGGAGGAAGAGCAGCAGAAGAGUCGGAGGAUGAAGGAGGAGGUGGAGGCUCUGAGCAGAGAGAUAGCAGCUCUUUCAGACACAGUCAGAGCCACAGAGGUUGAGCUGAGAGCUGCAGACGUCUCAUUCCUGAAAAACUACAAGGCUGCAGUGGAAAGAGUCCAUCAGCGCCGCCUGGUGGAGGAUAAAAAACUGCCGUCAGGAGCUCUGAUAGAUGUGGCCAAACACCUAGGCAACCUGAGCUUCAACAUCUGGAACAAGAUGAAGGACAUGGUCUCCUACAGUCCUGUGAUCCUGGACCCAAACACUGCUGGUUCAGGACUCAUCCUGUCUGAAGAUCUGACCUGCGUGAGACGAGGAGAGGAGGAGCAGCCGCUUCCUGAUAAUCCAGAGAGGAUUGGUGAGUGCUGCUCUGUCCUGAGCUUCGAGGGCUUUAACUCAGGGACUCACAGCUGGGACGUCCAGGUUGGACAGAACACAAUCUGGGACGUGGCUGUGUGUGAGGAGUCUGCAGACAGGAAGGUAGACAUAGACUCUGGAUUAUGGAGAAUUCAUUGUUAUAAUAACACAUAUGCAGCACUUAACCGUUCAGGUAACCCCGUUGUUCUGUCAGUGGUAGGGCGACCUCAGAGGAUCAGAGUGAAUCUGGACUGUAACAGAGGAAAGCUGUCAUUCUUUGAUCCUGACACUAACACACACAUACACACCUUCACACACACUUUCACUGAAAAGCUGUUUCCAUACAUUUGGUGUGGAGAGUCACCUGCUCUGAAGAUAUUACCACUGAAGGUCUCUGUAACAGUGAAGCAGUAAACAGGGGCAGAUCAAGGCAAUAAUCGACAUAGGAGGUCACCUAGGGCGACACAUUCUGGAGGGGGGCUGCUCCUGUACAUACAGUUAA
This is a messenger RNA of Labrus bergylta (ballan wrasse), 1736 nucleotides long. RefSeq names its product zinc-binding protein A33-like. Gene Ontology annotation, molecular function: zinc ion binding; protein binding; ubiquitin protein ligase activity. Gene Ontology annotation, cellular component: cytoplasm. NCBI's taxonomy places the organism in Eukaryota, Metazoa, Chordata, Actinopteri, Labriformes, Labridae. Gene Ontology annotation, biological process: protein ubiquitination. The record is from RefSeq and is a predicted model, not a curated record.